UCUUUUUUUUUUUUUUUUUGAGACAGUUGUGCUCUGUCACCCAGGCUGGAGGCCGGAGUGCAGUGGCGUGAUCCCAGCUCACUACAACCUCUGCCUCCUGGGUUCAAGCGAUUCUCCCACCUUAGCUUCCCGAGUAGCUGGGAUUACAGGCAUGCACCACCACACCUGGCUAGUUUUUGUAUUUUUAGUAGAGACAAGGUUUCAUCAUGUUGACCAGGCUGGUCUCGAACUCCUGACCCCAAGUCAUCCACCUGUCUCAGCCUCCCGAAGUGCUGGGAUUAUAGACGUGAGCCACUGUGCCCAGCCUUUUGUGUCUUUUUUUCUUAAGACUCAGGCCCACCCUGUACCUACCUCUUCCCUAUGGUUCUCAGAGCUAGCCUUUUCUUUCCUGUGGUGUCACACUGAUCCCAUCCUCAAAACAAAUGACCUUAUGGGACAUCGGCCAAUAGGCACCCCCCACUGAUAAAAUAUUUAAUUUAAUCAGCCAUUACAGGGAUCCAGGAUUCAUAGACGAGGGUACUUUAGGUAGACCCCUUCCCACUGGCGAGGUCCCAUAACCACUGAAGGUCUCUCUAAAAUUUUAAAAAGUGAAACAAAAAUUUGCAUAUUUGCAAAAUGUUUGAUUCAUAAUAAGCCCACUUGGGAAUCUGUGAUUAUCCUGAACAAUCUUAAUUCUGGACAAAUGAGCUUGUCAAAUUGUUCUUCCUCCUUUCUUUUAUUGUUUUUUUUUUGAGACAUGGUGUCCAUCUGUUGCCCAGACUGGAGUGCAAUAGCACGAUCUUGGCUCACUGCAACCUCCACUUCCUGGGUUCAAACUCCUGCCUCAGCCUCCUGAGUAGCUGGGAUUACAGGUGCCCAUCACCAUGCCUGGCUAAUUUUUGUAUUUUUAGUAGAGACGGGGUUUCACCGUGUUAGUCCGGCUGGUCUCGAAUUCCCGACCUCAGGUGAUCAGCCCACCUCCGCCUCCCAAAGUGCCGGAAUUAUAGGCGUGAGCCACUGUGCCUGGCAUGUUCCUCCUUUCUAAUGGUGGAUUACCUUCCUGUAAACACACUGGAAUUUACAAAAAGACAAUAAGGAGCGGAGAGUUUAAUAGGCAAGAAGGAAGGGAGAAGACCGAAGGAAGACGCUCCCCGUACAGAGACAGAGGGAGGGGGGGCUCCAAAGCCGAAAGAGGAGGUCCCCACCUGCCACGGAUACCAGUCAGCCCUUGCCAGCAUCCAGCCAUGGGGGAUAUGAAAACCCCAGAUUUUGAUGACCUUCUGGCUGCCUUUGACAUCCCAGACCCCACCAGCCUUGAUGCCAAGGAGGCCAUCCAGACACCCAGUGAGGAGAAUGAGAGUCCCCUCAAACCUCCAGGCAUAUGUAUGGAUGAAAGUGUGUCCUUGUCUCACUCAGGAUCAGCCCCCGAUGUGCCGGCCGUGAGUGUCAUUGUCAAGAACACCAGCCGCCAGGAGUCAUUUGAAGCAGAGAAAGACCACAUUACUCCCAGUCUCCUACACAAUGGAUUCCGGGGCUCAGAUCUGCCUCCAGAUCCCCACAACUGUGGGAAAUUUGAUUCUACUUUUAUGAAUGGAGACAGUGCCAGGAGUUUCCCUGGCAAACUGGAGCCUCCCAAGUCAGAGCCAUUACCCACCUUCAACCAGUUCAGUCCAAUCUCCAGCCCAGAACCUGAGGAUCCCAUCAAAGAUAAUGGAUUUGGGAUAAAGCCCAAACACUCUGACAGUUAUUUCCCACCCCCUCUUGGGUGCGGGGCUGUGGGAGGCCCAGUCCUGGAGGCUCUGGCUAAGUUUCCGGUUCCAGAGCUGCAUAUGUUUGAUCAUUUUUGUAAGAAAGAACCCAAGCCAGAACCCCUGCCCUUGGGGAGCCAGCAGGAACACGAGCAAGGUGGGCAGAACACAGUGGAACCUCACAAGGAUCCGGAUGCCACUCGAUUCUUUGGGGAAGCUUUGGAGUUCAACAGCCAUCCUAGCAACAGUAUUGGAGAGUCCAAGGGGCUUGCCCGGGAGCUUGGUACCUGCUCAUCAGUCCCCCCUAGGCAGCGUCUAAAGCCAGCUCAUUCCAAGCUGUCCUCUUGUGUAGCAGCCUUGGUGGCCUUGCAGGCCAAAAGAGUGGCUAGUGUCACUAAGGAGGAUCAGCCUGGCCACACAAAGGAUCUCUCAGGGCCCACUAAAGAGAGUUCUAAAGGUAGCCCCAAAAUGCCCAAGUCACCAAAGAGUCCCCGGAGCCCUCUGGAGGCCACUAGAAAAAGUAUCAAGCCAUCGGACAGCCCUCGUAGCAUCUGCAGUGACAGCAGCAGCAAAGGCUCACCAUCUGUGGCUGCCAGCUCCCCACCAGCAAUUCCCAAAGUGAGAAUCAAAACCAUUAAGACAUCAUCAGGGGAAAUCAAACGGACUGUCACAAGGAUCCUGCCAGAUCCUGAUGAUCCAAGUAAGUCCCCUGUUGGGUCACCUCUAGGGAGCGCCAUUGCAGAGGCCCCAAGCGAGGUGCCAGGGGAUGAGGUGCCUGUGGAAGAGCACUUUCCUGAGGCAGGCACAAAUUCAGGGAGCCCCCAGGGGGCCAGGAAAGGUGACGAGAGCAUGACAAAGGCCAGUGACUCUUCAUCUCCCUGCUGCAGUUCUGGGCCCCGGGUCCCAAAGGGGGCUGCCCCAGGCUCACAGACAGGCAAGAAGCAACAGAGCACAGCACUGCAGGCAUCCACCCUGGCCCCUGCCAACCUCCUGCCCAAAGCCGUGCACUUGGCCAACCUGAACCUUGUCCCCCACAGUGUUGCUGCAUCAGUGACAGCCAAGUCUUCAGUGCAAAGACGGAGUCAGCCACAGCUUACACAAAUGUCGGUGCCCCUGGUCCACCAGGUGAAAAAGGCUGCCCCACUGAUUGUAGAGGUCUUCAACAAGGUCCUCCACAGCUCCAACCCUGUGCCCCUCUAUGCGCCAAAUCUCAGCCCGCCUGCGGACAGCAGGAUCCACGUGCCGGCCAGUGGGUACUGCUGCCUGGAGUGUGGAGAUGCAUUUGCCUUAGAGAAGAGCCUGAGCCAGCACUAUGGCCGGCGGAGCGUCCACAUUGAGGUACUGUGCACAUUGUGCUCCAAGACGCUGCUCUUCUUCAACAAGUGCAGCCUGCUCCGGCACGCCCGUGACCACAAGAGCAAGGGGCUCGUCAUGCAGUGUUCCCAGCUGCUGGUGAAGCCUAUCUCUGCAGACCAAAUGUUCGUGUCGGCCCCUGUGAACUCCACGGCACCAGCAGCCCCAGCCCCUUCAUCCUCUCCCAAACAUGGCCUCACUUCGGGCAGUGCCAGUCCCCCUCCUCCAGCCUUGCCACUCUACCCAGAUCCUGUGAGGCUCAUCCGGUACUCAAUCAAGUGUCUUGAAUGUCACAAGCAGAUGCGGGACUACAUGGUCCUGGCUGCACAUUUCCAGAGGACAACAGAGGAGACGGAGGGGCUGACCUGCCAGGUAUGCCAGAUGCUGCUGCCCAACCAGUGCAGUUUCUGUGCCCACCAGCGGAUUCAUGCACACAAGUCCCCCUACUGCUGCCCUGAGUGUGGGGUCCUCUGCCGCUCUGCCUACUUCCAGACCCAUGUAAAGGAGAAUUGCCUGCACUAUGCCCGCAAGGUGGGCUACAGGUGCAUCCACUGUGGUGUCGUCCACCUGACCUUGGCCUUGCUGAAAAGCCACAUCCAGGAGCGACACUGCCAGGUUUUCCACAAAUGUGCAUUCUGCCCCAUGGCCUUCAAGACUGCCAGCAGCACUGCGGACCACAGUGCCACCCAGCACCCCACCCAGCCCCACAGACCCUCCCAGCUCAUUUAUAAGUGCUCCUGUGAAAUGGUCUUCAACAAGAAGAGGCACAUUCAGCAGCAUUUUUACCAGAAUGUCAGCAAGACGCAGGUGGGCGUCUUCAAGUGCCCUGAGUGCCCACUCUUGUUCGUGCAGAAGCCGGAGUUGAUGCAACAUGUCAAGAGCACCCACGGUGUUCCCCGAAAUGUGGACGAGCUGUCAAGCCUCCAGUCUUCAGCGGACACAUCCUCAAGCCGCCCUGGCUCUCGAGUUCCCACUGAGCCCCCAGCCACUAGUGUGGCUGCUCGGAGCAGCUCCCUGCCUUCUGGCCGCUGGGGUAGGCCUGAAGCCCACCGCAGGGUGGAAGCCAGGCCGCGGCUGAGGAACACUGGCUGGACCUGCCAGGAGUGCCAGGAGUGGGUUCCAGAUCGGGAGAGCUACGUGUCCCACAUGAAAAAGAGCCACGGUCGGACAUUGAAGCGGUACCCAUGCCGGCAGUGUGAACAGUCCUUCCACACCCCCAACAGCCUGCGUAAACACAUCCGCAACAACCACGACACAGUAAAGAAGGUCUACACCUGUGGGUACUGCACAGAGGACAGCCCCAGCUUUCCUCGGCCCUCCCUCCUGGAGAGCCAUAUCAGCCUUAUGCAUGGCAUCAGAAACCCUGAUUUGAGCCAGACGUCCAAAGUCAAACCUCCGGGUGGACAUUCCCCUCAGGUGAACCAUCUGAAAAGACCAGUCAGUGGAGUGGGGGACUCUCCAGGCACCAGCAAUGGCGCAACUGUCUCUUCCACCAAAAGGCACAAGUCCCUUUUUCAGUGUGCAAAAUGUAGUUUUGCCACAGACUCGGGGCUCGAGUUUCAGAGCCACAUACCUCAGCACCAGGUGGACAGCUCCACAGCCCAAUGUCUCCUCUGUGGUUUGUGCUACACCUCUGCCAGCUCCCUCAGCCGCCACCUCUUCAUUGUCCACAAGGUGAGAGACCAGGAGGAGGAGGAGGAGGAAGAGGAGGCGGCGGCAGCGGAGAUAGCAGUGGAGGUGGUAGAGCCAGAGGAGGGCUCUGGGGAGGAGGUGCCCCUGGAGACUAGAGAGAAUGGACUGGAAGAAUGUGCUGGUGAGCCUUUGUCGGCUGACCCAGCGGUGAGGAGAUUGCUGGGCCCGGCCCCUGAGGACGAUGGUGGCCACAAUGAUCACAGUCAACCACAGGCCUCUCAGGACCAGGACAGCCACGCACUAUCCCCUCAGGUGUGACCGGAGACUUUGCAGUGUGCAUGGUCAGGGGUGGUGCCGAAGCGUCUUCCACCUGCCGUGCGGACUGUGGAAAAUAAAAGGCUCUGCCCCCGGUGUGAGUGUGGCCAGUUGUACCCUGGAGUAGUGUCUGCCCUGAGCUGCCAGUCCUGGGUAUCCCCCAGCCCCAGGAAAUGUGGGGUCGGCCAGGACCCUUACAGCUCUGAAUUUGCUUCUGUUAUUUAUGCUUUUUGCUGCUUCUUGGUACCCCAUCUCUUGUCUGUGUCCUUCCAACCCCAGGCUGCUUAUGUGGCCCAACCGCAAUGCUGUCAACUAGGCUUGAACCCCACAGCAGCUGUGCUCUUCUGGGAGGUUCCUGCUUGCUGCCUUCAGCCCAGGGCGCUCCUCAGAGCUCUAUUUUCCUGCAGACACCAGCUCUCCUUCCUGCCUUUAGAUCCUGAGAAGGAGGGAAAUGAGGGGUGCUGACAUAGUCCCUCUGGAAGAGCUCUGCCUAGUCUGGUUUGGCGAGGGCCCUUGAUCACCUAGCCCCUCCUCCCUAUCUUCUCUGAUUCUUUUCCCUCAAAAUAAUCCUGAGAACUAAUUGUCACACUGGCUUAUCAUGUCUCUGUGGGUGGGGUGGGAGAAACCUCUGCUGCACACCUCUGUUUGGAACCUGGGCAGAGCAGGAGGUAAGGCAAAGGUAGGCAGGCACCAAGAACCAGACCCCUUGAGAAGGCGCUGUGGGUGGGUCUUUGUUCUGCUGUUCUGCCUUUCCUGACAGGUGGGGUUGGGGCACACAGACAUUGGAAUAUUUGUACUGCUCUUGUGCCAUUUGAGAGGCUGCUGCCCCAGGCAGGCCAGCCCCUACUCCUCUUGGCUACACUCAUGUUGCUCAGACUAUAUUUCAAAUAAAAAAUCUUCUCACCAUGCA
Messenger RNA from Symphalangus syndactylus (siamang), 5937 nucleotides. It is a transcript of the gene ZNF592, whose product is annotated as zinc finger protein 592. The record is from RefSeq and is a predicted model, not a curated record. Lineage: Eukaryota; Metazoa; Chordata; Mammalia; Primates; Hylobatidae.